ACCAUUUUUUCGAGGAUUGAUUAGCCAGCCCAAAGCCGAGACUGUCAAACCUUGUUAAAAAACAAUUAAAACAAGAAAUAAUCUUUUUUUAUAUAAAUUAAAAGUAAAAUAUUGGACAAUUUUUUUUUUUUUUUUGCCGUGUUUUGUGAGUGUCUCUAAAAAGCAAACUUUGUCAGCCUCUGCUUGGGCUGGCUUGUCGCUGCAGAUCAAGCCGGUUUCCGCAGCCUCUGACCAUGAAGACGGUAAUAAAGCCAUCUUUUUCCUCACCAAGCCGGACAGAAGCAGACAGCAAAGUCCAGAAGUGCUUGAGGGAGAAGAGACGCCUUCCACCAGUCUAAUUGCGCCGCUGCGGCUCCUCUCAUCGCAAACAUCCGCAUGCUACAUUGCUCAAGUGCCAAAGUGGAGCUUAUGGUGCAGCCCAUUUGUGCUCAUCUAUUGCACUGAUGGUACCACCCUAAACAGUGGAAGAAUGAAUGCUCUGGAAGAGGACCAACAACAGGACGACCACCAGGAGCAAGGUUUUAAAAGUUAUAAGCUAGUUCGAGGUUUUAUUUAUUUCCCCUUUCCCUUAUGCAGUAAAAAUACUCACGACCAAUCAAAUGUAAUUUCAAAUCCUGUAAACUCUAAAGCACUUCACAGCACCACUAAAAAUAUGACAAGUGUAAAACAUAAAACAACCUGUAUGUUUUCGAACAUUCUCAUGUCCAACGUGCCUUGUUUUGAAUUUGAUUUUACAAAAUGUAUUUUUUUCCCCUGGAAGGGGACAGUUUUGUCAAGGAGUUACAGCCCCUUUGAUUUCAGUACGGACAGUCUAAGACAUACAGAAAUACAAAUUCAGCAGAUUAAAGAAAUGUUUGAAAGACAAAUAAAAGACGAAGCUGAACUUUUUAACCAAAUGAAUUCCUCAGAAAACAAAUUAGAUUUAUUUGUUCCAGGCAGUGGCAUGCAGUCUAUUCUAAAUUAUUAUCAUAACAAAAAUGGGGGAACGGGUAAGCAAUAUGCAUUUGCUUUUGCUUUUGGGGAAAGAAACAAGUAUAAGUUUUUCAAAGCGAUUUAUCCACAUCAUGGAAAGAAACAAGUUACAAAACACUGUGAAGAAAUUCUCGCUGAAAAAAUUGAUAAAUCACUACAGAAGAAUAGAGAUAAAUUCAAGUAUGUUUUAAUGUAUACAGAGAAUAGCCCCUGUUUGAGAAGAGAAGGAAAAUCUUGCCCCUGCAUGUAUAAACUUUUGGAGUCCCUUCAGUGGCACAAAGAAUAUCGAGUUUUUACUCAUGUAAUAUUCACAAAAUGUUGGGGACUGAGUGGCCCAAAUUAUUCUAAACAUCUUACAGAUUCCACCAUCUUAGAUCCCCACAGUCAUUUCUAUCCAUAUGUUAAAAUAUGCGAGAAAAUCCCCUUCAAAUUAUGGACCAAAGAUUUCAAAAAAGAUGUACAAAACAUCUAUGGGAUACUCUCGUCUGUUGAAAAACAUGAUAGACAGAGAUUAAAAACAGAGAUUAAAUCUGCUCUCGAAAAACUUUUCGAAGUGGCUGAUGGGUCACUUGGUCUGAGCGAUGAACAUUUGGAGCAUGGAAUGAAAGAAAUUCGUUUAUUCACUUUUGACCCAAAGGUCCAAGAUAAAAUCUCUAAAAUUCUGAUCAAGACCUGGAAGGAAAUGGUUAUCAAAAGUUCAGUUUUGCCUGUGAGGGCAAAAAUAACCGCAGAUUACAACAUUGCAGUUGUUCAAUGUUUUAAUAAAGUCCUGAAGUCAUCUUUGGGGGACUGCAGACCUUUACAGCUUUUUAUGUUAAGGAAUCAGAAUACGCACAAUUAAUUAACUGUGUUUAUGGACGGAUCUUGCUUUUACUUACUCUUACUUUUUGCAAGAACCAAUCAUGUUUCUGGUCUUCCUAGUACAUAAAUGGUAUUAUUUAGAAUUUCAAAUCCUUUUUUGAAUUGUUUUCAAAAGUUUGAAAACUUAAAAAAAAAAACACUUUUAACUUUGAGUGCCAAUUGUAAUUAGUGCACUAAUUAUUGUUGCAACUCAAGAAUGUUUGUUGUCUGGAUCUUUGCUGUCUGCUGUGUCCUGAGCUCUUGGCAAUAAAUUUUUAAAGUAACAUGA
Chelmon rostratus (copperband butterflyfish) is the source of this 2101-nucleotide messenger RNA. RefSeq lists its product as uncharacterized. The transcript has 5 exons. The coding region runs from base 470 to 1813 and encodes 447 amino acids. The record is from RefSeq and is a predicted model, not a curated record. Lineage: Eukaryota; Metazoa; Chordata; Actinopteri; Chaetodontiformes; Chaetodontidae.